Messenger RNA from Drosophila miranda, 1946 nucleotides. RefSeq lists its product as uncharacterized. The record is from RefSeq and is a predicted model, not a curated record. Bases 785 to 1192 code for a protein of 135 amino acids. The transcript is spliced from 2 exons. NCBI's taxonomy places the organism in Eukaryota, Metazoa, Arthropoda, Insecta, Diptera, Drosophilidae.
AAUAAGUAUUUUAGUGUUAAUUAUAAAAUUUACAAGUACACAACACAAACAAAAACAACAACAAUAUAAUAUAAAAUGAAAUAAAGUUUUAAAACAAUAUUUGUAAAAAGUAAAAAAAAGAAGAUCUAAUGUGGUUUUAAUUUGUUUUCGAAUUGGAAAGCAAUCAGAUCAAUAGAUAUAAGAAAAAAGAACCCAGACUCUGUCCGUCUGCAACUGUUUUCUCCAAAUAAUAAUGGGCUUUGGAAUGGUACUAUUUAUGGCAUUUUCCACUCUUGUAGAUAAUGGUUUAUUUGUUCAUUGCAAUCACAGCUGGAAAUCUGGCGGGGCCGAUCUCUUGGAAAAGUUGUCUGUUUUUGUUAUAAUUGAACAAUUUGGCAGCAAAGUGCGUGCGGCAUGUUAUCAGGCCCGUGUCUCGGUAACCACAGACAGACAGGGCCAAUUGGCCCGGCACACGAACAUGGCUAAUGAAUGGACAGUGCAGUUUAGUGUCGGAGGAGAGUCGGGUGGCCAGUCGAGGAAUACAUUGGGUUGUCGGGGCAACCGGCCCGCUCGAUGGGGGCCCAUACAAAUUGAGCAGUUAAUUACACUUUCAGCGGACAGUGGUCAGUACUGAUAGGAGCGUUGCGGCUAAUGCUGCACAAGGCAAACAAAUCGAUAAAGCAGCGGCCAGGGAAGGCAAGGAAAAAUGCAUGUCCAUCAAAUUGCACUGAAGAAAUCAGGCCUUGCAACUUGCAAAUACUCGCAUUAAUGCAACAAAGUGGCGUCGUCCUGUUUCCACACUUGCAUGGGACUGGUGCGCACUGCUGUUGGCGCCGCAGGGGACAGACAGCCGCCGGCGGAGACUGUAGCCUCGGUGAACCAUUGCCCGACCUAUCGACAGAUUGCUGGUGCCACAACUGGAGCCGGUUCGGCGCCGGCCAAGCGAGUUCCCAUUCUGUUCUCCACCAAUCGUGGACUCUAUCUGCGUGUCGCCCAACCUGUUGGGGAUCAGGAGGUGCUGACACUGCAGCCACGGGGCCAGAACUACAACAUCAGUUUCUGUGACCUGGAACGCUGGAGCACCAAUCGGGCCAAUGUUGUGAGCCUCGAGGACACCUUCACCAUCACGCAUCAGCGGAAUAUGACACCGGAGGUGCACUUGUAUCAGCCGAGGCUAUGGAACAAUCACGUCAGCUACAGCCUGAUGCACUGAUCCCGACGGAAGCACCUCUCUGGAUAUAACUAUAUAUUUAUUUAACAAAUGAAGUCUAAUCUACAAUACUGAAUCUAUUGAAUUUAAGGAGUACUAGCUGCUGGGGCCUUCGACCGGAAACAUGGGGAUUUUUUGUUUAGUUUUUAGCAAAUUUGUUUUCUUGAGAGGGGUUUCUUAAGUAAUCUGUUGGGCGAUUUGUUCCAAAAACUGGCAACCUAUAUAAGAGACUGAAUGUAUCCAGGAGGAGGCAGGGGGUCCACGUCGUGCCCGUGAGGAUGAACGAAUGAACGUGCCGGUAGUCUGAUGUUGUCAGUUUGGCUAAAGAGUGCCAAUUCCGAGAGUUUCUUUUCGUCGAGGUGUAGCCAGAUUCAAUUUUGUAUUCCGUUUGCAUUGAAAGAGGUUGGUAAAGAGGAUAUUGCAAGUCUUAUAUCUUGGUGGCCUUGUCUGCGAGUUCGUUUCCAUUGAUUCCUUGGUGGCUGGGAGCCCACAGUAUGGUGCUUUUUGUUAAGUGUGAGCUUUUGUCUUAUUUCCUGGAUUGUGGGUUCGUUGUGAUCCCACUUCCGUAAAGAGGAUGUUGACGAUUGGCUGUCCGUGCAGAUCAACAAUUUACAAGCAUUUUUGGGAGCGAAAUGGCAGGGUUUCGGCCGUGAAACUGCGAAGGUCGUUGAGUCGUCUAUUGGUAAAAUUCUAAACUGCAUGUCUUGUUUUUGGCGGCGAUGUAGAUUUUCCUUUUUUUUGUGGUUGGUUUUUUAUA